Chelonoidis abingdonii (Abingdon island giant tortoise) is the source of this 4201-nucleotide messenger RNA. RefSeq names its product cholinergic receptor nicotinic alpha 4 subunit (gene CHRNA4). Gene Ontology annotation, molecular function: transmembrane signaling receptor activity; acetylcholine-gated monoatomic cation-selective channel activity. Lineage: Eukaryota; Metazoa; Chordata; Testudines; Testudinidae. The record is from RefSeq and is a predicted model, not a curated record. Gene Ontology annotation, biological process: monoatomic ion transmembrane transport. Gene Ontology annotation, cellular component: postsynaptic membrane.
UUACACUGGCUUGCAUGGACCAUUAGCAGCGACCAAUCUGAGCAAAGAAAAACCAAAGAGGGGAAAACUGCAGUAGCUCUGCUAUGAAAAUCAGGCAGCAAACAAACUGAGCAAGAGAAAGCAGGGAGGAGAAUAUCAAAGGCCUGUGUGUAGUUAAAAAAAGAGCUUGCAGGGCCACCUGUGAACCCCUUAAAGUAACUGCGUGGAUUUGUGUCCUGGGGAAGAGAAAAACUCCCAGUAGGAAGAGCUGGAAAUUGCUGAGAGCAGGAGGCAAAUAAACCUCCCACCCCCUCCAAGAACCUGGUGUGUCCGUGUGAGGGAGAAAGGAGUUUGAGGGAAUGAAGCUGGAAGAUCCCGAGACUCCGAGAAGAAAAGUUGCUGCGAAGGGGGACUUUGCAGUCUAGAAACCGAGCUUUGCUCCGCGAUGGGCUUUCUGGUUUCUAAAGAAAACCUUCUCCUCUUCCUCUGCGCUAACGUCUUCCCUGUGUGCAGCCACGUAGAAACCCGAGCCCACGCAGAGGAGAGACUCCUGAAGAAACUCUUCUCUGGCUAUAACAAAUGGUCCCGACCUGUAGCCAACACUUCCGACGUAGUUCUCGUCCAUUUCGGAUUGUCCAUCGCGCAGCUCAUUGACGUGGAUGAGAAGAAUCAAAUGAUGACCACGAACAUGUGGGUGAAGCAGGAGUGGUAUGACUACAAGUUGCACUGGGAUCCUCUGGAAUAUGAGAAUGUUACAUCCAUUCGCAUCCCUUCAGAACUCAUUUGGAGGCCGGAUAUCGUUCUCUACAAUAAUGCAGAUGGGGACUUUGCAAUCACCCACCUGACCAAAGCUCACCUUUUUUAUGAUGGAAGAAUCAAGUGGAUGCCCCCUGCUAUCUACAAAAGCUCCUGUAGCAUCGAUGUCACCUUCUUCCCCUUUGACCAGCAAAACUGCACCAUGAAGUUUGGCUCCUGGACCUAUGACAAAGCCAAGAUAGACUUAGUGAGCAUGCACAGCCAUGUGGACCAAUUGGACUACUGGGAGAGUGGAGAAUGGGUCAUCAUCGAUGCUGUGGGCAAUUACAAUAUCAAGAAAUACGAGUGCUGUACAGAGAUCUACCCUGAUAUCACCUACUUCUUUAUUAUCAAGAGGCUGCCCUUGUUCUACACAAUUAAUCUGAUCAUCCCCUGCCUCCUUAUCUCCUUCCUGACUGUCUUAGUCUUCUACCUGCCUUCAGAGUGUGGUGAGAAGAUCACCCUUUGUAUCUCAGUGCUGCUGUCACUGACUGUGUUCCUGCUGCUCAUUACGGAGAUCAUCCCUUCCACCUCCUUGGUCAUCCCCUUGAUUGGAGAGUAUCUGCUUUUCACCAUGAUAUUUGUCACCUUGUCCAUCAUCAUCACUGUCUUUGUGCUCAACGUGCACCACCGAUCCCCCCGCACCCACACCAUGCCCGACUGGGUGAAGCGAAUCUUUCUCGAUGUUAUCCCACGCCUCCUCUUCAUGCAACGGCCGUCGGUGGUGAAGAACUCUUGCAAGAAGCUGAUUGAGUCCAUGCACAAAAUAGCCUCCUCUCCGCAGCUUUGGUCUGAGACCGAAGUGGAACCUAAGUUUACUACAGGCUCUUCAGACAGCCCUCAGAGCAAAGAACCGUCACCCGUCUCUUCCCCCUGUGCCCAUCUUGAGGAGCAAGUCAAACCCCAGACUGUCGGCAAGUCACCUUCUCUCCAGUACUCUGUGCUACACCAAGAGCCAGCACAGGCUAGCUGCUCCUCCCUGCAGCCCCCCUGCCAUCCGCUGAGUGACACCCAGUCCACAUCCAUCUCCAAGAGCAGAUCAUUAAGCGUCCAGCAGAUGUACAGCCCAAAUAAAGUAGAGGAUGGGAGCAUCCGCUGCAGAUCCAGGAGCAUCCAGUACUGCUAUCUGCAAGAGGAGUCCUCCCAGACCAACGGCCAGACCAGUGGCUCUCCGGCAUCUCAGCGGUACCAUCAGAAUGAAAAGCAGCCCCAGAGCAAACCCUCCCAGUGUAAAUGCAAGUGUAAAAAGAAUGUGGCAACCAGCUCUUCAGAGCAAGGAACCAAAACUCUCAGCACCAAAGAGCAACACGUUUUGCUGAUGUCCCCUGCCUUGAAGCUGGCAGUGGAGGGGGUCCAUUACAUCGCAGACCACUUGAGAGCCGAGGAUGCGGAUUUCUCAGUGAAGGAAGACUGGAAGUACGUUGCAAUGGUGAUUGACAGAAUCUUCCUUUGGAUGUUCAUCAUAGUCUGCUUACUGGGCACUGUUGGUCUCUUCCUUCCCCCUUGGCUGGCAGGAAUGAUCUAAGAAUAGCUGUGGAAAGAACAAAGUGCAUCCCAUUCCAUGGAUUUUAGUCCACCUGGAAGGAGACAAGAGGAGAGAGCUGGAGACAGUCUCAAUGAAUAAUUUACUAUGUAUCUGCGCAUGAAUUGUUCAGAGCGCACUGAGGACACCUUCCAAGUUUACAUUAUUCGCCAAGCCAUCCUCAUCUUCUAUAUCUAUUUUAAGGGGGAAAUUAUUAAAAUUUACACCUAGCAUGGUGGCGUUCGUUGACAUAUAUGCUACAAUGUAAGAAAGCAGGUGUGGUCCCUAAAGCAGUACUAACCAAAGCAUUAUUUACAGACCUGUCCCUGGCAAAUUAGGCCUAUUAGUCUUGAGGGCUUUCAGUGUGUCCUACGUAGUAGGGUCGUGCCAUCAGGAUGGAACGGUCCAGGACUGUGUGUCCCUGUAAGAGCCAUUUAAUAAAUAAAGUUUCAAAUUUGGCUUCCUGGGCAAGAGACUGUCUGUGCGUCAGGCAGAGCAGCUGUAGUCACAGAUGGCCGGAUCACAAAGGUUCUGCAUCAGCCCAUCCAUUCUGAGCCUCUGGUACAGUUUACCCUGACCAAAGUCCCAGCAGCAGCAGCAUCCUUAUCAAAGUGUACGGGCCAAGCGGUGACAUCUUUACUCAUGCAAAACUGCAGGAGUAAGAUUUUGGCUUGAGCAAGGACUGCAUAAAACCUAAGCAAGGACCUCGUGAUUUGGCUCAAAGUGUGUUUUGAUCCAUCCACAUUAGCCUUUGGCUUGGUUUGCUUUUCUUAAUGGAAAUCUGCUUGCUCACAGACUUCGGCUGCUGCAUAAGGCCUAUAAACUGGACUCUGUCUCUGUGUCUGUCAGCAAAGCGUGAAAUGCUUGGCACUUGUACAGUAAUGCUUUUAGUAUUAUAUGAGAGAAGGGGAGGCAACCAUACAUAGUGGCCAGUUGUUAGAUGCAGACACUUGAACAGGAUACCUAGAUCCCACAUAUGGAGGCUUGGACUGGCAUUGAGCCAGCUAAAGAAGGCAUUAUGGACUAAAUUCUUAAAUGCCAUUCUGGAUGCACCAAUCGAGACAUUGGUUACCCAUAAACAUUAGUCACCUCUGACAAGUUUGGCAUAUGUACAGACGUAAAUGUCCAUCUGGACGGAGUCAAUGUUAUUGAAGAUUUGUGUUAUACAGGAGGGUGACUGUUUCCUCUUUGUAUCAAGGUUUUCUUUCUACAUGCACUUCACUUUAACAACCUCCAAGACUUGAGAAAAUCUGACAAGAUGGUGUCUUGGAUGGUUCAGGGUGUCACCAGGAUGCCUGCAAAGUUUCAAGUUGAAGAUAGUUUAAAAAUAUACCUUUAUAGUGCAUGCUGGCACUAUCAGCAGUUUCAAGUCCUAGUGGGUUAUCAGAACUUAAAUACAGCAUUUAUUUGAAUAGUUGCAAUAGACGUAGGGAGAGAGCAUGCGUUUUAUUGCAUCUGGCACAAACAUCAACAUAUGAUAAGGCUCAAAACCCAGCAUUUUAGAAUAUCAAGUUCAGCAACAGCAUCUUCUGAAGAUGGAUGGAUUUACAGAAGUGUCAGGCACAGAGACUGGUCAGUGCUAUGACCUGUCAAAAGGCCCAGGUCAAUCUUCAAAGACAACAUUAUUGAGGAGUCAUGUUGAUUUUCAUUGGUGUAAACAGAGCCAAUGGCCUUAUUUUGACCUGAUGGUUUCUAUGUUUUGAAUGCGUAGGAGAAUCAGCGAAGGCUGGAUGGCUCAGUAAUUUGACAGUGAAUCCAGUUAAUGAGGUGGCUGAGUUGCCACAGUGGUUACCUUUUUACCUGGGGCUUAUGUCACAAUUGAAAUCAAUUUUGUGGUCUAACAAAAGUCCCCAUUUGUCCACAUGAUCAAAUCACCGCUGUUGGGAGCCCCACUUCAUCAGUGGU